AACAACACAACACAACACAAUACCAUUCUUCUCAAAUCUAGGGUUUUCCAUUUCCCCUAUUAGCGAUUAACCAUUUGGGUUAGGGUUUACUUUCUCACUCUCACUCUCACCCUCACCCUCACCCUCACCCUCACCCUCACUCUGCAGCGUCAAUGGCGGCAAUUGCAGCUCCCCAGCAUCGAUCGUCGAAAACCGAGUCCUACGUGGACAAUAAGCGCAAGGAAGAUAUCCGCCACGCCAACAUCGUGGCCGCACGCUCAGUCGCCAACGCCGUCCGCACCAGCCUUGGUCCCAAGGGCAUGGACAAGAUGAUCUCUACCUCUUCCGAUGAGGUCAUCAUCACCAACGACGGCGCCACCAUCCUCAACAAGAUGCAGGUUUUACAACCUGCCGCCAAGAUGCUCGUAGAGCUCUCCAAGUCACAGGACUCUGCCGCCGGCGAUGGAACCACCACAGUCGUCGUCAUUGCCGGCGCACUCCUCGAACAGUGCCUCCUCCUCCUCUCCCACGGCAUUCAUCCCACCGUCAUCUCCGAUUCUCUCCACAAGGCCUCCGUGAAGGCCGUCGACGUCCUCACCGCCAUGGCCGUGCCCGUCGAGCUCUCCGAUCGUGACUCGCUCGUGAAAUCCGCUAGCACUUCGCUCAACAGCAAGGUGGUGAGCCAGUACUCGACGCUGCUGGCGCCGCUUGCCGUGGACGCUGUGUUGUCGGUGGUGGACGAGGCGAAGCCCGACAUGGUUGAUCUACGUGACGUGAAGAUCGUGAAGAAGCAUGGUGGGACGGUUGAUGAUACGGAGAUGGUGAAGGGUUUGGUGUUUGAUAAGAAGGUGAGUCACGCUGCUGGAGGACCAACGCGCAUGGAGAAUGCCAAGAUUGCUGUGAUUCAGUUCCAGAUUUCUCCUCCAAAGACCGAUAUUGAGCAGAGUAUUGUGGUGAGUGAUUACUCUCAGAUGGAUAGGAUUUUGAAGGAAGAGAGGAGUUACAUUCUGGGCAUGAUUAAGAAGAUUAAGGCCACUGGUUGUAAUGUGUUGUUGAUUCAGAAGAGUAUUCUGAGAGAUGCUGUCACUGAUUUGUCUUUGCACUAUCUUGCCAAAGCUAAGAUCUUGGUGAUCAAGGAUGUGGAGCGAGAUGAGAUUGAGUUCAUUACCAAGACUUUGAAUUGUUUGCCCAUUGCUAACAUUGAGCAUUUCCGUGCUGAGAAGUUGGGUUAUGCAGAUCUUGUGGAGGAGGUUUCUCUCGGGGAUGGCAAGAUUGUGAAGGUUACUGGUAUUAAGGAUAUGGGAAAGACCACGACUGUGCUUGUCCGCGGAUCCAACCAGCUCGUGUUAGAUGAAGCUGAGCGGAGUCUGCAUGAUGCUUUGUGUGUUGUUAGGUGUUUGGUUGCCAAGAGGUUUCUCAUUGCAGGUGGUGGCGCACCGGAGAUAGAGCUGUCAAGGCAACUGGGUGCCUGGGCAAAGGUGUUGCACGGAAUGGAGGGUUAUUGUGUUCGAGCAUUUGCGGAGGCCCUUGAAGUCAUUCCUUAUACUCUAGCUGAGAAUGCUGGUUUGAACCCGAUUGCCAUUGUUACUGAGCUCAGGAAUCGUCAUGCACAGGGUGAGAUAAAUACUGGAAUCAAUGUGAGGAAGGGUCAGAUUACGAACAUCUUGGAGGAGAAUGUGGUGCAGCCACUGCUAGUAAGCACAAGUGCGAUCACCUUAGCAACAGAGUGUGUGCGGAUGAUUUUGAAGAUUGAUGAUAUUGUAACUGUGAGGUAGAGUUGAUUGAACAGUGACAGAAAUUCAGAGAAAAACUGAAUCAUCAUCUUUUGUCCUUCAAGUUUUAAUUAAGUUGAUAGUUAUGUUCUUUUUUAGCUACUCUGGUUUAGUAAUUUUCACUUAUUUUGGCUGCUGUUGUUAUUUACAACUUUGGAUGUCCUUGUGGAUUGUGAUGCUUGCUGAAGUCAUCAAAAGCCCUUCUUCUUAAUGUGUAUUGGGAGUUUAUCAAUAGUUGAUCAUUUUUCUGAGCGCCAUUGAUAUUGACUGUAUUCAUGUUUUUCACUUC
Molecule: messenger RNA, 2040 nt
Organism: Gastrolobium bilobum
Lineage: Eukaryota; Viridiplantae; Streptophyta; Magnoliopsida; Fabales; Fabaceae
Product: T-complex protein 1 subunit delta
Exons: 1
Coding region: 153-1754 (533 amino acids)
Biological process (GO): protein folding
Cellular component (GO): chaperonin-containing T-complex
Molecular function (GO): ATP-dependent protein folding chaperone; ATP binding; ATP hydrolysis activity
Source: RefSeq, a predicted model, not a curated record